This is a messenger RNA of Etheostoma cragini (Arkansas darter), 5117 nucleotides long. Its product is annotated as ADAMTS-like protein 1. The record is from RefSeq and is a predicted model, not a curated record. Gene Ontology annotation, cellular component: extracellular matrix. Gene Ontology annotation, molecular function: metalloendopeptidase activity. Lineage: Eukaryota; Metazoa; Chordata; Actinopteri; Perciformes; Percidae. The coding region runs from base 136 to 4692 and encodes 1518 amino acids. Gene Ontology annotation, biological process: extracellular matrix organization. The transcript is spliced from 26 exons.
UCUCUCUCUCUCUGUGGGUGAACUGGAGCCGGAGCGCAGCUCGGAGACCAGAGCAGCGGCCGGGCAGACAGGGACCGAGCCUCCGACCCCAACCUCUCCACAGCCCGACAUUGCGUGACGUUUCCCGGGUCAGAGAUGACAGGGAGCCGCGUGUGGACGCACGGACUGCUUCUUCUCGCUGUUUGUGUGGAGGUUGCUGCCGGGGCCAACGAUGGGGACGCGGUGUUCAUCAGGGAAUUCACCCUGAUCCGACGAGACCAUCUCGCGGAAGAGCCGCUCCACGUCAGCAGCCAAAAACCGGAGGACCCCAGCUCGCGGACGGCCCGAUCGGAAGAGGACAGAGACACUCUGUGGGAUGCCUGGGGUUCGUGGAGCGAAUGCUCCCGGACCUGUGGAGGAGGCGCCUCGUACUCCCUCCGACGAUGCCUCAGUUCCAAGACCUGCGAAGGCCAGAACAUCAAAUACCGCACGUGCAGUAAUGUGGAUUGCCCUCCAGAUGUUGGGGAUUUCCGUGCCCAGCAGUGUUGGGCUCACGCUGACGUGCAAUACCAGGACCAGUACCACGAGUGGCUCCCUGUGUACAACGACCCGGACAACCCCUGCGCCCUCAAGUGCAAAGCCAAGGGCUCGGGUCUCGUGGUGGAGCUAGCGCCCAAGGUGCUGGACGGGACGCGCUGCUACACCGAGUCCUUAGACAUGUGUAUCAGCGGAGCCUGCCAGAUUGUGGGUUGUGAUCAUGAGUUGGGGAGCACGGCAAAAGAGGACAACUGCGGCGUCUGCAAUGGAGACGGCUCGUCCUGCAGACUGGUGCGGGGACACUACAAAUCCCAGCAUGCUUCAGGAAAAACUGAGGACACAGUUGUUGCCGUCCCCUACAAGAGUCGUCAUGUGCGUCUGGUCCUGAAAGGCCCGGAUCACUUGUAUGUGGAGAGCAAGACUCUACAAGGGGUACACGGUGAACUGGUCUUUGAGAAAUCAGGGCAGUACAACCUGGAGAACACCACCUUGGACUACCAGAGACUCUCAGAUAAGGAGGUCCUGAGAAUCACCGGCCCACUCGGAGCCGACUUCACAGUCAAAGUGCAGUUUGCCAGUGGAGCAGACAGCGUGGUCCAGUACAUCUACUACCAGCCCAUCAUCCACCGCUGGAGGGAGACCGACUUCUUCCCUUGCUCCGUCACGUGCGGGGGGGGUUACCAGCUCACCUCGGCCGAGUGCUUCGACCUGCGGAGCGGCCGGGUGGUUGUGGAUCAGUAUUGCCAUUAUUACCCAGAGAACGUCAAACCCAAACCCAAGCUCGAGGAGUGCAACAUGGAGCCCUGCUUGGCCAGUGACGGCUACAAGCAGAUCAUGCCAUAUGACCUCUACCACCCCCUGCCUCGAUGGGAGAGCAGUCCCUGGACCGCCUGCUCCACGUCGUGCGGAGGAGGGAUCCAGAGUCGCUCGGUGUCCUGCGUGGAGGAGGACAUGCAGGGGACCAUCACUGCCACUGAGGAAUGGAAGUGUCUCUACUCCCCCAAGACAGCUAUACUGCAGCCCUGUAACACCUUUGACUGCCCCACCUGGAUGGCACAGGAGUGGUCGCCCUGCACGGUGACCUGUGGCCAGGGUCUGCGCUACAGGGUGGUGUUAUGCAUCGAUCACAGAGGACUCCAUGCUGGAGGCUGCAACCCCACCACCAAACCCCACAUCAAGGAGGAGUGCCUGGUGACUGUGCCCUGUUAUAAAUCCAUAGAUACACUCCCAGUUGAGGCCAAACCUGUGUGGCAUAAGCAGGCCAUAGAGCUGGAAGAGGAGAUCAGCGUUACUGAGGAACCGACCUUCAUCCCCGGUCCGUGGCAGCCCUGCAGCAGGACCUGCGGCGCCGGGACCCAGCGACGGACCGUCAGGUGCCAGGUCCUGCUGUCCUUCUCCCAGACGGUCGCUGACCUGCCCGAUGACGAGUGUGAGGGGGGGAAACCCGCUACCAGCCAGCCCUGCUACCGUUCUCCCUGCUCUGGGGUUUCGGUCCAAGGAAAAGAAAAGGAGGGAGAGGAAGAGGAGGAUGGGGAGACACCUGAAAGAGAAGAACUACACGACUGGGAGUAUGAGGGGUUUACGGAGUGCUCAGAGAGUUGUGGGGGAGGUGUGCAGGAGGCUGUGGUCAUCUGCCUGAACAAGCAGACCGGGGAGGCGGCAGACCAGGGCCUGUGUGUGAGCUCCCGUCGGCCCCCGCAACUCCUGCAGGACUGCAAAACCCAGCCCUGCCCACCCAGGUGGGACACAGAGGAGUGGAGUUCAUGCUCUGCUACCUGUGGGGUUGGUCUGAUGACCCGCAAUGUGGCAUGCACCCACCGGCCUUCUCGAGACAGUAACCGGACCGAGGUCUUGAGGGAUGAAGACUGUCAGGCGCCCAAGCCCAGCCCUGUCCAAGCCUGCAACCGCUUUGACUGCCCUCCUAUGUGGGAAACGCGGGACUGGGGCCAGUGCUCCCAGACCUGUGGGGGGGGAUUUCAGAAGAGGCAGGUCCUGUGCAAACAGCGGUUGGCAGAUGGUAGCGUCCUGGAGCUGCCGGACACCUUUUGCUCUUCCAAGGGCCCCGCGAACCAGCAGUCCUGUGCCCACCAAGAGUGUCCCCCUCAAUGGGUGACAACGGACUGGUCCCAGUGUUCAGUAACCUGUGGAAGUGGCAUUCAGAGACUACAGGCAGUCUGCAGAAGACAAGGGGAAGAUAGGGGACAUGUGAUCGUAGACCCUGAGAACUGUUCCCUGAUGGCCCGGCCCACCAAAAUCCGGCCAUGCUCCCUUAGGCUCUGUGAGAAUUCUGCCAAGCCCGAUCCCACCAUACUGGCCCAGAGAAAGGUGUACAUCCAGUUGAGGAAGGGCAAGAAGUUACACAUGGUUGUGGGAGGCUAUGCCUACCUGCUCCCCUGGACAACCGUGGUCCUUCGCUGCCCGACCCGACACUUCCGCAAAGGCCACGUCCGAUGGCUGAAGGAAGGAAAGCCCUUGGCCGGACCGCCACACCUCUCCGUAACACCGCUGGGGUGCGUGAAGAUUCAGCAGGUUCGCGCGUCUGAUGCCGGGAUAUAUACAUGCGUAGCGGGUCAGGCCAAAGAACAUUUUGUCCUCCAAAUCAUCGGCAGCAAGCAGAAGCUCUCUGUUCCGGAGGCGUGGCUCCUCGCGGGUGGACUACAAAAGGUUGGGCAGCCAGAUGUGGCCUCAACGGGGGAAAGGUUUCCGGAGCUACCCAUCUCCCUCAACCAAUAUGACAACAUUGUUGAGCAUUUCCUCGAACUCCACGGCUCGCGCCAAGCUGUAAAAGACACCGCUGAUAAAACACAGUCCAGUGAAAGGAACAGGUCGACCCUGGAGGAUGAGAGAACAGGAUCAGAACUUUCGAGCCUGCUCGUGCUCACCGCCGAUACCCACAGGCUAGAUGAGAUCAUGCACAACCUCUCUGAAGGCCACGGAGGGCCAUGGGGGGAACAACUCCUCACGCAACUGCUGAGUGAGCUCAUUGUGACCCAAGGUGAAACCAAUGAGUCUACUCUUCACCCCCCAGAAAGUGCAGAAUCCUCCACGCAAGGGCCUCUCCUGUAUAAACCGAACAUCAAAGCCCACACGUCCAGGCCAAGGAAUCCGGUCAUAAUCCAGCGGCCCGGGAAGCUCGGAUCGGCAACGUCGCCUGACAUGAUAGUCCACGUGGGCGUGCCAGUUUUGCUGCAGAAACCCAUUGCUACUUUGGAGCUAAAGUGUGAGGCUCGGGGGGACCCUGAACCAUCCCUGACGUGGACCAAGAAUGGAGAAGAGUUGCACUACAACAGCAGAGUAGGCUUGUUAUCCACCGGCUCACUGAGGAUCCAGUCUCCGAGAAAGGUGGAUGAGGGUCUGUACACCUGCACCGUCAAAAACCGACUUGGAUCUGCAUCUGUUUCGUCUUGGCUGCAGAUCACAGGUUUCAAAGGAAGAAAUUGUGUGGGAGUCAAUGGCCCUAUUUGCUCAGAGAGGAGUAACAGCAGCAAGUCAGCUGAGCUGUGUAAUAAUGGACAAGCCUGCCCCCCCAGGUGGCAGGUGGAUCCUUGGUCGCCAUGCUCAGCCAGCUGCGGAGGCGGCUCCCAGACCAGGAGCAUCCGCUGCGUGAAGGGUCCCGAGGGCAGAUCCAGAGAGGUGGAGAGCCAGCACUGCCUUGGCACAGGGAGGAGACCCUCUGACACCCGGCUCUGCACCCUGCUGCCCUGUGCCAGGUGGGCCACUACCCACUGGGGAGCAUGUAGUGGUCAAUGUGUGGGUCCCAGCUUGGCCACGCAGCACCGCCAUGUUUACUGCCAAGACACAAACGCCACCAAAGUCUCCUUCAGGAUGUGCAGGGGACUCCAGAGGCCCGGCUCCCUGAAGAACUGCUCGGCAGAGGCCUGCGCCCUUCACUGGCGCGUAGGGCCGUGGACGCAGUGCACCGCCACCUGUGGCCAGCACGGUUUCCAGUCCCGCCAGGUGACGUGUGCCCACCGUCGAACUGGACAGGCCACGCGGGAACACCACUGCAUGUGGAGGACUCGCCCCCCCAGCUGGCAGAGGUGCAACCUUCUGUCCUGUGGCAGAGCAGGAGAGUGUCGAGACAGCACGAGGUACUGCGAGAAGGUCCAGCAGCUCCAGCUCUGCCCGCUGCCCCAGUUUAAGAGCCGCUGCUGUCAUUCCUGCCGAAACACCUGAGGCGGUGGGGGGUGGGGGGGUUGUAAGACCAGGGCCAUGGGCGACCUGGAUAGGUCAGGGGACAUGCUCACACAGCCAACAGAGACUCUAUGAACCCUCUAUGCUCCAUCCUUACACCCGCAACUGUCUUCAAUGACCAGUCUUGGAUCAGGACCCCUGAUUGUGGAGGAAAGUCUGGACGGUCGUAACGAGACCGGUUGGGAUCCGCUUCCCUCAACGAUCUCAUGUGUGGGUUUGAAUCUGAACGUUUUAUGAGGCGUGGCUGUUAACGAAGGCUACUUCUUUCUUUUUGUAAUCUGACGCUUAUGAAGCUUUCCGAAAUUCUGCAAACGGGACUGAGAUGCAUUUCCUUUUAUGAGUACUAGGUUUCUACUGCAGUGACUGCAUUGUACCAUAAAGGGGAAGUAGCUGUCCACAUGAAUGAC